GGACGGAGUUCUCUCGGUCGAGAAACUGGCGGCAAUUUACCAGAGGGCACUGUUUGGGAGUGGCUGGAGCACGGAGCAAGUGGUGGAAAUCCUGCGGGGGUUGGAAUUAUGCGAUUGGGUGGACGGCGAAAAGCGGGAGGUGCUGAUACCGGCGCUGUUGGAGGGGAGCCGGGAGGCUCUGCACGGUUGGAGCAACUACCGGACGGAGCAGCCGGUGUUGGGACGGAGGCUGAGCUGCGGGCCAGACGCGGGGACAGUGUUGCCGGCAGGAGUCUUCACCCUGCUGCAGGUUCGAUUGCGUAAAAGGUUUCGGGUUCGAGGGGAUAGUGAGUUCGUGACCGACGGGGUCUCGGUCUCGUUCUUGGUGGACGGGGCCGCGCUUCUGGUGCAUUUCGACCCCGCGCGCGCGCGCCAGCUGAGCAUCGUGGCAAAAGUGCGCGACGUGCGGCGCCAACUGGUCGACGGCCUCGAUCGGGUGGAGGAGAUCUGCAGGGAGGUGUACCAGAUCUGCGCGGAGAAGGGUGUCCUCAACGAGCACUGCGUGAAGGAGGAGGUCAAGUUGCGGCGCAGCAAGGGGCUGAGCGGGUGGGAGGCAGAGGCGGGCCGCUGCUUGCGGUACUCGGAGCUCUUGACGACGGCUGAGCUCGAGGGAGUGGUGGGCGAAUUGACGGGGGCUCGGCAGGACGAGCUGCCAGACGCGGACGCGCCGGAGUUUGAGGGCGACCGGGGGCUGCGGGAGCUCAUUGUGCGCACCGGCGGCACAGUAGUUGAGGCGGGCAGGCAAGGGGAACGGAGAAUACUGGCGGCCGGGCAGCGGCGACACGAGGAGCUGAUGGCCGCAAUCGAGGACCUGCGGAAGGGGCAAGGCGUGCUUCUGAAGCAGGUCGAGCAGCAGGGGCGCUUCCUGCGCACCCAAGCUAGCCUGCCUCGCUUCAUGUACGUGGCAGACGAGCGCGGGUUGUUCACUCGGCUGUGGGACGUGCUGUCGAGGACGGCGACCCUGCACCUGCUCUGCGAGGGGGGCCGGAUGCCGCACGUGGUGGCGGACCAGCCGGGGAAGACGUUCCAGGCGACUCGAGAGUGGGCCAAGACCGCCGGGCCCUACCUGCAGUACUCCCUGCGCGUGCUGAUCGUCGUCGCCAAGAUCGCCGCCAGCGCGGCCGCCCCCGGGGUGGACCGGCUGAUCCCCGACGUCGCAACCGGGCUCUUCUCCUCAGCGGAGGGCGAAAAGCUGCGCCAGAUCCUGGGAAAGGCGGUCGGUACAACGCUGGCCAAGGAGGUCGCCACUUUCGCUGAUGACGUCGGCAAGUGGACGGACGCCGAACUAGGGCGGGGCGCCGGGGCGGACGGGCUGGGGGGCGCGGUGCAGGACUCGUUACUGUUUCUGCUCGAGAAAGUGGGGGCCGCCGCGGAGAGUGUGCUGAACGACAGCUUCAAGCUGUGGAAGGUGGAGGUGCGGCGGGCGUAUGCGGGCAAGGAGCCGGGUCAGGUGAUCUGGGUGUGCGAGAACUGUAAGAAGGACCUGGGGGCCAAGCAGUUUGCUUCCUGGCAGCUACGGCUGACGGGGGCCCUGGGGAACGCUCUUUGGAACGAGGCGUACGGCCCUCACGAGCGACGCUUUUGCGGAGCGGACCGUGGCCGGGCAAGCUUUGGAAAGAAACGGACCUGGAUGGGUAGGACCGGUCCAUGGGAGUGGGGAGACCAGCGGCCUCGGUGGCGGUUACGAGCUGGGAGGCUUGCCGGGGGCGCGACCGCGCACAAGCGAACGUGCUCGAGCGGAGGGGUUCCGGGUCUGGAUGGUGGAUCGAAGCUGCGUGGACUGACAGCAAGAGACGGGCCGAGACGGAUAAGACUGGCUGAGGGGAAGAAAGAGACCAGCGCUCUCGGUGCCGGUGACGAGCUGGGCUGCCGCGGCCGCGACAGCGCCCGAGUAGACGCGUUCGGGGCGAAUGGCUCUUUGUCCUGA
This is a messenger RNA of Klebsormidium nitens, 1966 nucleotides long. The record is from the annotation of a GenBank genome assembly. NCBI's taxonomy places the organism in Eukaryota, Viridiplantae, Streptophyta, Klebsormidiophyceae, Klebsormidiales, Klebsormidiaceae.